Messenger RNA from Necator americanus (New World hookworm), 2493 nucleotides. RefSeq lists its product as uncharacterized. Gene Ontology annotation, molecular function: catalytic activity. The transcript has 2 exons. The record is from RefSeq and is a predicted model, not a curated record. Bases 1 to 2493 code for a protein of 830 amino acids. NCBI's taxonomy places the organism in Eukaryota, Metazoa, Nematoda, Chromadorea, Rhabditida, Ancylostomatidae.
AUGGCGACCGGUGAGAGGCGAUCAAAUCUCAGGUUGCUCAGGACGUCAUUGAUUCUGGACCAAGGCGACACACGCACGACUCGCCAUGGAGACUGUCUCAGACUGUGUACUUACAACGCGAGAACAGUUUCCAUAGACGCUGACCUGCAUGCCCUUCUCGGAGCUGCAGAGCGUAUCAAAUUUCACGUGAUUGCUCUGCAGGAGACCAAGUGCAGAAGGAGCGACGUAAGACAGAUGAAUGACGGUACACUCGUCAUUCGUGGAGAGAACGUUCCGUCGCGAAAUGUAGGCGAUCCUGUCACCUCGUCUGGCCAUUCUCUGCGCCAAAAAUCCAUCAGUAUUAUCAACUGCUGUUCACCAACAUCAGCAGUUGAUGAUUCCGAAUUGGACGCGUUUUACGAGGAGCUGGAGGAAGUAGUCCGCAACGAGAAGUCCUUUUACAAAUUCGUUGUCGGAAACUUCAACGCAAAACUAGGAAAGGCCACAGAAGAGGAAUACAGGAUUGGAAGAUUUGGACUAGGGGACCGGAAUGAAAUUGGCAAUCGUGUCGCCGGGCUGUUGUCCGCCGCUCGCCUCUUUCGUGGGAACUCUUUUUUCAUGAAAAACGAUCAUCGUCGGUGGACAUGGGAAACGCCCAAUGGCGCGACUCGUGCGGAGAUCGACCACAUACUCACCAACCGGAGGUGGUGUCUACUUGACGUCUCAGUAGUACCAUCCUUUUGUAGUGGUUCUGAUCACCGUCUCCUUCGUGCGAAAAUACGACUUAGCCACACGAUGGAAAAGAACAUCUGCUAUCGGCAACGAAGGAGAAAAGAAGUCGUCUACGACGAUUGCGUACUCGAGGACUCCUUGUCCCAAGGUGACUGGCACAUCGAGGAGGACCCAAACGUGGACUACGAGAUGCUGCUCAGAGGAUUACGAGCCUGUGCUGAGCGUGCCUCGAAGCCGCGCACGACAAACUUGGAUCGAAUUUCGAAGACCACCAAGGAAUUGUUGGAAAGAAGAAGGGCUUUGAGGCUUGAUCCGAAUGCAUCGCACAUUGAGCGGUUAGUAGCAAACACUAGCUGCAGAGAAGCGUUGCAGGAGGAUCUUUUGAAGUACAGGCAGAAGAAGAUUCUAGAAGCAGCACAAAGAAGAACGAGUCUAAAGAAGUGCCGCAGGGAUCUCCGCGAAUAUAAUAUUCCGCUAGCAACCUUGCUGAGCGAAGACGGGACUCGCACGUCUUCUCGUCGUGAGAUGGAAAUCAUUACGGAGAGGUUCUACUCGAACCUUUUCCGUUCAUCAACUCCUGUGUCAAGCCCGAUCAUCCCCACUGGUGAAGCUCCACCACGGAUUCUCCCUUCGGAAGUACGAGUCGCUAUCAAGAGCAUGAAACCUGGCACAGCCCCCGGACCUGAUUUCAUAUCAGCAGGCUUUCUUCGGGCUGGUGGCCAUCCGCUUCAUGUAAUCUUAGCAGCGCACAUGACAUCCUUCCUUCAGAAAGAAAGGAUCCCAGACCAGUGGAAGACCUCGCGAACCGUUCUUAUCCAUAAGAAAGGUGACCGAGAGGACCUUCGGAACUACCGUCCGAUAUGCUUGCUGAGCGUGUUAUACAAAGUAUUCACCAAGAUCAUCCUCACACGCAUAUCUAGGACGCUGGAUGAAGCCCAGCCUCAAGAACAAGCUGGAUUCCGCCAGGGGUUCAGCUGCUUGGACCACAUCCAGACCGUGUCGAGGGUCAUAGAGGUUUGCCGGGAAUACCGCCUGCCCCUUGUUCUAACCUUCGUCGACUAUGAGAAAGCCUUUGACAGCGUAGAAACGAAUGCAAUACUGUCAGCGCUGGUCGAUCAAGGUGUGGACGCGUCGUAUGUGAGGACAUUAGCCAAUUGCUACGAACGAUGCACGACUAGGAUACAGCUUUUCCACCGCCCUCUCACCAUACCCAUUGGAAAGGGGGUACGACAAGGCGAUACUAUAUCGCCGAAGCCUUAUGCAUUGCAAUGGAUAAUGAAAUCACUAUCCUGGGAAGAAAGGGGCAUACGUGUUGAUGGAAGAUUUCUUUCGAACCUUCGUUUCGCGGACGACAUCGUUCUCUUUUCGAGCAGUACCAGUGAAGCAGAAACGAUGCUCAACGAAUUGAACGAAGCAGGGAAGAGAAUAGGACUACGAAUAAAUAGAAAAAAUACACAGUUCAUGAAGAACGCCCACUGCGAGGACGGAGGACUACAACUUGAAGGCUCCCAAAUCGUGGAAACUCCGUCAUACGUAUACCUCGGACGUUCUAUGAACAUGGAAAACGACUUGAAGGAAGAACUGAAUAGAAGAAUGAGAGCAGCAUCGGCAGCAUUCGCAGCCGUCAGGGAAGCUACGGACAAACUGACGGACCAAGAUCUUCGUGCCCAUCUGUUCGACUCGACAGUCCUUCCAUCGUUUUGUUACGCAGCGGAGACGUGGGCAGACACCGCGGUCAAGCUAGGAAGCCAGGAAGCUACUUACUACCCACAGAGCCCUUGA